Suillus discolor is the source of this 1272-nucleotide messenger RNA. RefSeq names its product Snf7-domain-containing protein. Lineage: Eukaryota; Fungi; Basidiomycota; Agaricomycetes; Boletales; Suillaceae. The record is from RefSeq and is a predicted model, not a curated record. Gene Ontology annotation, biological process: late endosome to vacuole transport via multivesicular body sorting pathway; vesicle budding from membrane. Gene Ontology annotation, cellular component: multivesicular body; ESCRT III complex. The coding region runs from base 25 to 1203 and encodes 392 amino acids. The transcript has 6 exons.
GCGUUUAUGGUGUUGCCAACAACUAUGUCAUCCCCAGCUCUGUCUGCGCUGCCAACCUAUUCAUCAACAUCAAAAUCUCGUCUACAGUCGCUGUAUUCCGAUAUUCACAGACAAAAAUAUUCCAACCCUUCUUCUUUCCAUACUUAUGUUGACUGGUGGCAUGGGACGCUCAAGGAUGUCACUUCGCGAGGUUGGCAGGGAAGCGACGGAUCUGACGGAACAAGCAACAAACUUAUCCUAGGAGCACGAAGAGCUCUGGUGGAUAAGCUGCGUUAUGAAGGUGUUGGCAAGCCUCUCGGUCUCGGAACCACCAUACAGUCUGUGUACGACCCAGGCUGGCUCCCAUACCGAAUUGCUUCCUUCGUGGUCGGAAAACCACUAUGGUGGGCGAUGCAGCAGCUUGACAUAGUCCGCUCAGAAGACUCUUAUACAGAAGCUGAGAUGUGGAAGAAGAUAGAAGGGGACUACGUCAUGCUUGGGCUUGUCGAUACCAAAGUCCUGAUCAAAUUUCUCGAACGGGAAAGACGUGUGGUUGUACAGAAUGGUGAUGUCAUUAAAUUUGUGUCAGCGAGCCAUGAUCGGGAAAUCACUGCUGUGGAUCGAGGAAUUCUACAGCUCAAGACAGCAGUGAGAAAUCUCCGCGAACAGGUUGAUGGCAUCCAGAAUAAGAUUGAUCAGACUGCUUCAAAUAUCUCAAACGCCCUGCGUCAGCAGCGCAAGUCAAUUGCACUAGCAGAGUUGCGGUUUAAGAAACAUCUGGAUGACCUGCUUUCAAAGCGUCUUGGAUCCCUUCAUAAUCUAGAGUCAACAUUGAUCAGUGUAGAGACGGCCGCCGGUGAUGUGGAAAUUAUGAAGACAUAUGAGAGUUCGACGGCAACAUUAAAAGCAAUCUUAAGCCACCCCUCCCUUCAACGCAACAAGAUUGAAGAGACAAUGGAUGCGCUUGCGGCAUCGACUGCUGAUGCACGUGAGAUAGAUAAUGCUAUCAGAAUGGGCGAAGACAUGGCUGCAGUAGACGCGGGCAUAGAUGAUACAGAGCUAGAAGCCGAACUAAACGCGUUGGUGGAAGAGGCAGAGAAGGAGAGUGCUGCAGCAGCUGAACAGGCGGUUGUGGAGAAGCUUCAGGGCAUUGAAGUUCAUGUCCCAGAAGGCGCACCAGUUCAGGUUGAGGCCGUUCCCAGGCGGACGGCAGAGGCAGCAUAAGAGGACACCUUACAUAAUAUUAGCAUACAGUGUUCCUUGAUGAUGCAUUAAUAUCCUUAUGAGAAGCAC